AAAUAUAUAUACAUUUUUUUUAAUUACCAUUUCUCAUCAGCUGAUAAGCAGACAGACAUGUUCAAGUAUAUGCUUCGGCGCUUAAAAAAAUCGAAGCGGGAUUUUGAUCCUAACGUCUUUCCAUACACGAGAGCUGGGUAGAAAGUGCUUUAUGCUCCUAGCGGUCCACGGAUAAAAAUUUCUUUCGGCGGGGAGGAGCGGCGGACGAAGGCAUCGUGGAGGGACGCGGAUUGUAGCGAGUCCAAGUCCAGGUCCAGGUUGGUUAGGCUGAUAGGUUUCUGUCAGACUGAUGCAGACACACAGCGACACUCUUCGUCUAUUUAUUUAGCAGGUUUUCAGCGUUGUUUUCUGAUGAGAUAUCGCUGCUCCACUCAUCACAGGCACAACCAUGUAAUAGGUGAAGACGGUCAUCACGACGGAAGUCUCCUCAGCCGCAGCUCACCUCCAUUCAGAAAACUAAUAACCCUGUUAUGAGACCACAAAGAAGAAAGCAUGGGGCCAACUCCAGUUCUACCAAAUGUGCUGUUCCCCACAGCAGAGCUCAUGAAACUCCAGCAUCUCAUCGAGCACCCCGGGCAAAAGAGCGCCUGGAGCCGAGGGUGCGAUCAGCCGCUCAGCACUGUGGACACACAGCAGCCUUCUCCUGCAGCUGCCCGUCUGAUUCCAGCACGGAUCUGCCGGAGCGUCACUUAUCCAGGCAGGCCGGAGGCCUGAGCAUCCACGAUCAGGAAGAUAGUAACACAGACCUGUCUGAGGGGGAAAAAGAUCCUGUUUCACCCUGCAGUGGAGUCCCGCCAAAACUUGAGCUCAGACCAGAGGUCAUAAAGGAUGGGGAGUCCUCCCUCCAGAUCCACAGAUCCAAAAGACACGGAACAUUUGAGUUCCCAGACUUCCUCCCUCCACCGUUAAACUCUUGGAACUUGAGUCAGCUGGCCGUCUUCUACAAAAUGGAGGAUAAAGCAGCGUCCCGGCUGAGGCCUGUGGGCCCUCUGGAGCGAUACCUGGAGAGGCUGCUGCAGCUGGAGUGGCAUCAGAUGCAGACUGUUCAGGAAGAGCGUGGCGAGUCGGCACCACCAGAGUCUACAUUCACCUGUUACCGGGCACCAACAACUGCCUCGGCUCGCCUCAGCUCUCCGAAGUGCAUCCUUCAGUGUCAGCGUGCCUUCCUGCUCACCUUCCUCUCAUCUCUGGGGGGUCACCCCAGCCUGCUGUCUGGCUGCACCUGCACUGUCUGCCAGAUGAAAUACUCCAACUGCACUGCCUUCUGCUGCCGCUCCUAUCACAGCCGUCAGUCCGGACCUCCUUCCAUGCUGGAGCGCAGCCACAGGUCUUCAUCUCUUGCAAAAAGGAGCUCCAGUGAGAGCCGCCCCUCCUCCUCAGACAGGAGCUGCAGGGCUCCCAGGUUUAACAGCCCCGUCAGGACCAGCAGCCACAUGAAGAGAAUGCAAGCAUCAGGAAACAUCCGCAACCCCAAUCAAGGUGCAACAACCCGAUCUCAUUCCACUGUCAGGGACUCCGCCGACAGCUCUGGGAGGGGGCCUGUGUCAGACGGCAAGAUGGGAGUUUUAUGGAGGAGCACAGACUCUGAGCAUAGAAGAGGUGGAGCGGAUCGACCGCCGAACAGAUCAGAGGAAAGACGGAGCUUUUCUGAGUGCAGGAAAACUGGAGGUGAGCGGUCCAGAGCAGCUGGCUCGAAGAAGCAGCAAACAAAAGCCGAUUCUACCACUGGCAACACGAAACCCAAAUCCAAACGAUCCCAAACCUGCAAGCCCAGCAGAACCAGACUAGUGGAAUUUGUCAUAUAAGUAUGAUAGAGCAGAAUGUAAAAUUAGUCUUUUUUUCCUUUUUUUUAAGUACUUUUUUGGGCAAUAAUUUAUUAUAACUAGAUACUGGAGAUAAUUUUUCAGUUUUUGAUAUCAACUAUCUGUAAAUGUGCAUUUUAUGAUUGUUUUGAAGCUGUUUCAGGGGAAAAAUCCUUCAGUAUGUUUACAUAACUGCUACAUGUCAAGGAAUAUGGACAAGCCUGUAUGUUUUUAAUUAAACAACAAAUCUUUUAAAAUGUU
Molecule: messenger RNA, 2063 nt
Organism: Oryzias latipes (Japanese medaka)
Lineage: Eukaryota; Metazoa; Chordata; Actinopteri; Beloniformes; Adrianichthyidae
Source: RefSeq, a predicted model, not a curated record